Molecule: messenger RNA, 2228 nt
Organism: Phlebotomus papatasi
Lineage: Eukaryota; Metazoa; Arthropoda; Insecta; Diptera; Psychodidae
Gene: Tpr2
Product: dnaJ homolog subfamily C member 7
Exons: 3
Coding region: 237-1709 (490 amino acids)
Molecular function (GO): protein binding
Source: RefSeq, a predicted model, not a curated record
AGAAUUAGAGCAAUCUACGUUGAGAAAAGAUUGUCCUGGGACAUGUCCCAUGGACAGUUAAUCUGACAGUGUUUCGUGUCUCUGAAGGGGUCGUGCGCAAAAGUGGGGAGCAAAAGUCAUUCGACACUCCAAGCAGAAAGCUUCUAUUUUCACAUUUUUCCCCGUGAUUGCGUGAAAAAGAGCCCCGUGAGGUGGAUAGUGGAAGUGCAUAAGGGUGUAGUUGAGUGCGAUAUACAAUGGAUACCAGCCCAAUUGUGAUCACAGACGACGAGGAGGUGAAUGUAGGAAGUGGAACAGCAAUGGACGACGAUCUCCUGCCCCAAGACUCAAUUUCACUGGCUGAGAAGAAAAAGGAUCUGGGGAAUGAACAGUACAAGAUCAAGAACUAUUCAGCUGCCCUCAAGCUCUACUCCGAUGCUAUCUCACUGUGCCCCAACCUGCCGGCCUUCUUUGGCAACCGAGCCGCCUGCCACAUGAUGCUGGGUGACUACAAACAGGCCCUCAGUGAUGCCAGGCAAGCCAUCGACCUGGAUCCAUCCUUUGAGAAGGGCUUCAUUCGCAUUGCCAAGUGCUGCCUCAUGCUGGGAGACCUCGUGGGAGUUGAGCAGGCGGUGAAGGCUCUGCUGAAUCUGGAGCCAAGGAGCAAUGUUCUCAAUGCUGAGAUUCAGAGUGUCCUUCAGUUGCGCGACCUGGAGGCCAAGAGUGUCAUUUCGUACGACAAAAAAGACUUCCGCACGACGGUCUUUCAGAUGGACAGUGCACUGAAGAUUGCACCGGCGUGUCAGAGGUAUAAAUUGCUCAAGGCUGAGUGUUUGGCGUUGUUGGGUCGCGUUGAGGAGGCCAAUGACAUUGCGGUGAAUGUCAUGAAGACAGAUUCAACGGCUGCCGAUGCGGUCUUUGUGCGGGGUCUGUGUCUGUACUACUUGGACAAUUUGGACAAGAGUGUUAUACAUUUUCAGCGAACACUGUCCCUGGAUCCGGAUCAUCAGAAGGCAAAGGUUUGGCGAGUGAAGACGCGACAGUUGAAAGAGAAGAAGGAUCAUGGCAAUGAACUUUUUAAAGCGGGAAAAUUCCGUGAAGCUCAUGUUGCAUAUUCAGAGGCCCUGCAAAUUGAUGAAGGUAACAAAGAGGUGAAUAGUAAAUUGUACUACAACAGAGCUCUGAUGUCGUACAAAUUGGAUUCGAAGAAGGAUUCAGUGAAAGAUUGCAAUUCAGCGUUGAAUAUCAAAAGUGACUAUCUCAAGGCGAUUCUCUUGCGUGCCAAAUGUCACAAUGAACUGGAGGAAUAUGAGGAAUGCGUGAGGGAUUAUGAGCAGGCGCUGAAAUUGGAGAAGACACAGGAGAUCAAGGGGAUGCUGCGUGAUGCCAAAUUGGCACUGAAGCGUUCCAAGAGGAAGGAUUACUACAAAAUAUUGGGCGUUGGGAAGAAUGCCACAGAUGAUGAGAUUAAAAAGGCCUACAGAAAAAGGGCACUGAUUCAUCAUCCGGACAGACAUGCAAAUUCCACGGAUGACGAGAAGAAGGAGCAAGAGAAGAAGUUCAAAGAAGUGGGUCAAGCAUAUUCGGUGCUGUCGGAUCCACAGAAGAAGGCACGAUAUGACAGUGGACAUGAUAUUGAUGAGACUGGAGCUGAUUUUGAUCCAACAGAAGCUUUUCAGAGAUUCUUCUUCUCCACCAAUGGCGGUUCAUUCAAUUUCCAUUUCCAGUAGAUUUUUCUUUCUGUCUCUCCUUAAAAAGAUAUUUCACUUUGAGGAAUAUAUUGAGAAAAAAACAAAUGCCUCUGUGAGCGUAAUGGCCUCUACACAUUUGGGAGCAAUUUUUGUCAAAAAUUGCAUUUUUGACGUUUCUGCCUACAGCGCUGCAUCCAAUUUCCUUCAAAAAAGCAAUUUUUGACGAAAAUUGCUCCCAAUUGUUAGACGCCUUAAAGGCCUCUACACAUUGGGAGCAAUUUCCGUCAAAAAAUGUGUUUUUGAAUGAAAUUGUCUGCACUGCUGUAGGUGAAAACGUCAAAAUUCUGUCAAAAACGCAAUUUUUGGCGAAAAUUGCUCCCAAUGGUAGACGCCUUAAAAAUCAAAAUUCCAAAUGACAAAAAAAUCCACCCAAAUUCCCCCCACAAAACUAUCUCGUCUAAUUUUUUCUUCCCUCUCAGCUGGCAGAACUUUGAAUUUGUUGCCUGUAGUGUAAGAAUAUAUUUCAUGGAAUAGAAAAUAAAGAUGGAUAAAUGGAAA